AGGAGGACGGCUAGGAGAGUUAGCUCACUGGCUAUCAUGCUAACGCUCCCCACGCGACGCGAUGUUUUUGUGCGCGUGUAUAGCGACAAGACUCGUUAAAGAUAAAUAAAUAAAAACAUUUGCGUUCAGGGUCGUAUUGUGGACGCGAUCUGACUGUAUCUGAGGCGAUUCGCGUGUUGUGUUUGUCUGGUAAAAAUGGCAACACACAUUGAGUGCUAGCAAGUUGCAGAAAUAGAGCAGCUCUAUUGUUGGCAGGGUGAUAAAUGAUAUUUACUGGUUUUAUUGGGGACAGUCUGUUGAAGAUGAUGGUCACGGGGGUCGUAAUGGGGACGAAUGGACGUGUUCGUCGACGUAGGAAGGUCAUGUUUACAAUGUCAAAUCCACAAAUAAGUGACUGCUAAUCUGUCUCUACAGUGAAGGCUAGUUCAGUAACGCCAAUUUAGAUUAUGAAUCACUCGAGUAAUAAAACAUCACUUGUCUGUAAAACUUCAGUUCAGUUUUCCUCAAAAGACUUUCAGACUGUCAUAUUCAUUCAUAAAUACAAUGAGACUCCAGAUAUAAUCGUCUUUAAUUUAAAUAUAAACUAUUAUUGAAUGAAACAUAACACAGAUUAUUUACUGUAAGAAUGGGCUUUGUUUUCUUUUUUAUUCUUUAUUUUCUAAAUGUUUCAAUUUACAUGAGUAAACUUGCAGCCAAAAUGUAACAGAUACUGCUAUGGUUAAAACAAAUAUAAUCCAUAAAGCUUGUGCACGUGUUUGAAGACAUCAUUAAGUAAUUAGCUUUUGCUAAUAAAUAAAAACGAAAACUCAUAACUGCUAUGUUUUUUUGUAGUUCCAUGUAAAUAUGUGCAUAUAUGAGAUGAACUAGUACCGUACCGUGUGGCCGUGGUACUUUUUUGUAAGUUUUAGUUACUUGACAGUGAUUUAAAUUGCUAGUUGAUCAUAAUAUCUUUUAACGGACUUUCAAUUAAAGUGUAAUUUUCUUCAAUACUGAUUUUAACAAAUGACUACCCUGUUGAAAAAAAUGGCAUAUGCUGGGUUAGGUAUGUUUUGAUGCUGGUUUGACCAGUUUAAACCAGCUAAGGACCAGCACAUGGCCAUCUUAAACCAGCACAUGAUCAGUUUAAACCAGCAUCAAAACAUACCAAACCAGCAUAUGCUGGUUUUUUCAACAGGGUAGUGACCGAUUCCGAAGUGUUGAAACUGCUAGAAAUUUUUGCAGAACACAUGUCGAAAAUUGUGACUCUUUUAUCAUUUUUUUUUCGAUGCAUGUAAUAAUAUAACUAUAUUUCAUUUUGUUUUGGCAAGUUUUUAUUUUACUUUUACAUAAAGGUAAACGCUACAUUAUUCAACAAAAAAUAUACAGAUCUGUGCCUUCAUGCAGUUAAUUCGUAAACUAUCAGUUGUUAUAUCAUCUUAUUUCAUGCUAUAGUCAAAUAUCUGAUGGCUUUAAAUUGACCGAAAAACAUCCGAUAAAUAUUGGUGGCCGAUAGUGCAGUGUUUUUCUGUUUUUAUUAGUCUUGAAUUUGCGAUCUUUCAAAAAAACAAACAUAAUCGUUUGUAUACCGUGGGAAAGAAUCAUCCAUGGCCGCAUCCAUAUUUUUGUGUCUGCAUGAUGCAACGUGUUUGCGUGGCCUCCGGGAAUAUGGCCAGAAUGGAAGGAGUUAGGACCAAUUAGAAGUCAACGAUCAGCCUUUGAGCUAACCGAUUUAGACGCAGUUGUGUUUCUGAAGGGAUCUGCGAACAGAAUCUGUGUAAAGGCUUAUUAGGAGAUGUAUUGUGUGUCGAUGGCAGAGCCACAAGCCUCUUAGGGCAAAACCGCUCAUAAAAACCCACGAUAGCCUUUAUUGAGAUGCCGGUAAUAUCUCUCAGUAAUUCAAGAAGUACAGGACCGGCUACACUAUGCCUCCUCCAGAACAGAGAGUGUGAGAUAGCGUGACGAAAAAACGUAUUUUGGCAGGGCAGGCUCCGAACAAAGAGGAAGUCAUUAAUCUAAGCGUUUAAGCCCGUCAGUCUGGACUCCUAGUUUUCCGGCAAUUUUUUUAAGAAGUGUCACCAGUUGAUUUCUUCGUGUGCUUUUCUUUUUAACCCCGAGAAGUUGUAUUUGUUCUAGUUUGUCACGUCCUUUGGCUACUGCCAAGAGAGCUUAACACGGAGUAUAAAACGUUAUUUUCACACAAAGCUUAAUGAUGUCACAACUUCUGAAGGCAUUCAACUUUGGCAUGUAACAUCCUGCACCGUUUAUAAAUGCAGAUACGAAUGAUACUUCAAAAGGUGUGGCUUAUUAAAAAGAGGUUUGAUAUUUUUGCCCUACGAUCAGACUAAUGAUUUUCGCUUGACAGAUGAAAACUAGAGAAUAUUAAAGAGACUAAGGGGUUGGCGGGCACUCUUUAUCAACCUCAUACAGUUUUUUUGUUGUCAUCUUUAAACUUCAUCCUAAGACCCUUAAUGGAUUCCAACAUGAUACAUUAUAAAGCAAUGGGGGCAAUUCCAUGCAAAUAUCAGCCUUACCAUGAAAAAAGUUUUUACCAUACUGAAAAUACAUAGCACAGAUGUCGACAUUUGAUGGUCAAAUACUCAUCUGAGGUCUCGUUUUAAAGUUUCAAAAGCAUUUUUUACCUUUAAGCAUGUUUUUUCAAAAUCAGAAGAAUGGCAGAGGUUCGGAAGCUGGCCUGUGAUGGCAUGAGGACCAACUCUCGGCCAGAGCUCAAAGUUCCACAUGUGUCAUCCAGACAAGAGAUUCUCACCAGCCUCGUGUCAGCGCUGGACUCUGUGUGCUCUGCCAUGUCUAAACUGAACGCUGAGGUGGCAUGUGUCACCGUACACGAGGACAGCGUGAUCGCCGUGGGAACAGAAAAGGGACGAAUCUUUCUCAACUCCAGAAAGGAGAUACAGACGGACUUCCACAAGUUCUGUAAAGUGUCUUGUCUUCAAGCGAACUCCCACGCUAAAGCUCCUGACGUGGACUGCAGCAGGACAGGCAAAGACUGCGGCCAACAGGCCAGACAGAGAACCUUAACCGACUCUCACUCCAACAUCUUCGUCUUGAGGAAGAUGGUGGAGGAAGUCUUCAGUGUACUGUACAGUGAGGCUGUUGGGAAGAGCAGCCUGGUCCCUGUGCCUUAUGAAUGGAUUCUGAAGGAUCCCAGCUCGCUGGUUGUCUACGGCCUUCCUGACGGUGUUACUUUGAGAAAGCCUUCAGAAUACGACACCAAGACCUUAAUGAAGAUCUUAGAGCAAAGUAAUCGAAUCCGCUUUAUAGUCAAAAGAACGCCAGAGGAACCCUCACGGGAUGCCAAAUCCUGUCCGGAAGUCAACCAUCACUCUUCGACCUCAAAAAGCUUAAGCAACCACGCCACUGUUAAACCCUCUGUUCAGGAAGCGUCUGCUAGCAACUCUAUGCUCUCCAGCUUCCUGUACGGCAUGCCCAUGUCCUCCCAGCCCCACCCAGACAGCAAGAUGGACCUGAAGCCCACAUCCCUGCACAGCAUAGGUAAAGAGAGGCUGGGUAUGUGGGCAUCCUCUGAAGAGAAAGCCGUGCAGGCCAAGGAAUGUGCUGACAAUGGCGAGCGAAUAGGGCUGGCAGGAGAUCUUGCCCAGAGUCCUCCCAGCAUCCAUGUCUCCAAGCGCCUUCUGUUUUCUAUAGUGCAUGAAAAAUCAGAAAAAUGGGACUCAUUUAUCAGGGAGACGGAGGACAUCAACACUCUUCGAGAAUGUGUUCAGAUCCUCUUUAACAGCAGAUAUGCUGAGGCAUUAGGUCUGGAUCACAUGGUUCCUGUGCCGUACCGGAAAAUCGCCUGCGAUCCAGAGGCGGUAGAAAUCAUUGGAAUUCCAGACAAGAUUCCCUUCAAGAGGCCAUGCACUUAUGGAGUGCCUAAACUGAAACGGAUCCUGGAGGAAAGGCACGCGGUCCGCUUUGUUGUCAGAAGAAUGUUUGAUGAAAGGAUUUUUACGGCCGCUGGUAAAGUAGCUAAGGAGGAGGGCAAACAGGAUGGCUCCGCCCUUGAGGAUGGUUUCCCAGAUGGGCUCAGGUUGCCAAGCUCCUCCCUAGAGCUGGUCAACAACACUCACAGCAGCAGAUCGACUAGCUCUUGUGUUAGUCCUUUGGCUGAGUGCGAAGCAGGGCCAUCCGGGGACUGUCUAUCCAUUAAGAAGAUUAAAACAGAACCCCCAGAUGGUGAAAUCAUUCAAGUGACAGUGCCAGAGUCCAGUGCUUCUACAGAAGAGCCAAGCGAGCCCCAGACUGAACGAGUGACCCCUGACCUCUGUCGUUUAUUGGAGCCUGAAGCAGAAGAUUUAGCAUCUAAGACUACGCCGCAGGGGCUCAAAAGAGCUGUCGAAGAAGACAUCGGAGAGAUGAUCCUACAGUUGAGAAAGCAGGUGGAGAGCCUGUUCAGCUCCAAGUACAGUGAAGCUCUUGGUCUGCCCGAGCCAGCUAAAGUGCCAUACUCCAAGUUCCAGAUGUAUCCAGAUGACCUGUUCAUCACAGGGUUGCCAGAAGGGAUGACUUUUCGAAGACCAAACUGUUUCGGGGCAGUAAAAUUGAGGAAGAUUCUUGCUGCAAGCAGUCAGAUCCAGUUUGUUAUAAAAAAGCCAGAGUUGUUGACAGAGCAGGUUAAAAACGAGUCUCUCUCUAAAUCAACCUCUGACUCAGAGACGGACUCCAAAGACCAAUCAGAUGACCCUGGACCCGCCUCCAAGAGACCAGGAUUCUCAGACAGUUUAGAGGCCAAGCUCUCCCGUAUCGACUUGGCGAACACACUGCGAGAGCAGGUCCAAGACCUGUUCAACAGGAAAUACGGCGAGGCACUGGGCAUUAAGUAUCCUGUGCAAGUGCCUUACAAGAGGAUCAAGAGUAACCCCGGCUCAGUGAUUAUUGAGGGCCUGCCCCCUGGCAUCCCCUUCAGAAAGCCCUGCACCUUCGGCUCACAGAAUCUAGAGAGGAUAUUAGCCGUGGCAGACAAGAUCUCUUUCAGCAUCACAAGGCCUUUCCAAGGACUCAUUCCAAAGCCAGCACCUCGGAGAAUAACCAUAUUGAAGAAAGGUUACACCCCAAUAAAUGAAGAAGACGAGGUCAAUCGAAUGGGAGAGAAAGUGAUAUUAAGGGAACAAGUUAAAGAGCUCUUUAAUAAGAAAUAUGGUGAAGCUUUAGGUUUGGAUCGCUCGGUCCUUGUUCCAUAUAAAUUAAUCCGCGCCAAUCCCGGCUCAUUGGAAGUGACUGGACUUCUGGAUGAUAUUCCAUUCAGGAAUCCGAAUACUUAUGACAUCAUUCGAUUGGAAAAAAUUCUGCAGGCUCGAGAUGAAAUUACCUUCAAUAUCAAAACCCCACUACAACCUUUUACAGAAUUGUGUACCCAGUCUUGUAAUACAGAAUGUAAAGAAGUGUCCACCAAUCGACGCAAACGUAAACGUGUUCUUGACAACAGUCAAGCGUCCGUGCCCACUGGAGCAGACUCGGCACUAUCAACCAAUCAGAUUCCUGUCAUGCAGUGGCCCAUGUACAUGGUGGACUAUAGCGGAGUGAAUGUUCAAGUUCCCAGCAAGGUCAAAUACUAGACAACAGUCUGAUGCCAUACGGUGGACCUGCAACAUAAGGGACCAUUUAAACCUGACAUUAAUGAAUGCUAAAUUCAGCUUUUUCCAGUUUUGCGGCCGACCCCGCAACCCACGUUUGGGUCACGAGCGUGUCGGCGGAUCUGUAAGGUGUGACCUGAUGCAGUUGUUUCUAAAGAUGGAGAAAAGCCCCAGCAGUAAAUCAGACUUUCUGCCAGUGCUUUAUUACUUCAAGAGGCUGUUUGUAAAAGGAGUUGCCAUUAUUAUCGGAAUAUGAGAUAUUAAUUGUAUUGCAUUGCCUCCAGGAUUUGCUAUGGAAGGUUCUGGAAACAAUCAUGGUUACCAUUUCAAAGAAUGGGAUUUGGGAUUUGUCUUUCCCAAAUAUGACUAAUCGCUCUUGGGAUACACAGCCUGGUAACGCGUGUACUGCAUCCAGUACGUAUUCUGUAGUUACCUGGCUGUCAUGCCUUGCAAAUGUUUGUAUUGUUAUUUAUUUAUUUAUUUAAUAAAAAAUUUGUAUAUGCAGGGAAUGUAAACUACCACUUUCAGUUUACAGUCUAAAAUACUGAAUGACACGACUAACGAGGCUCAAAACAACUAGCUACUGUAUGUAUAUUCAGAGAAAAACCUUUGCUUCAGGUUUCGGUAUCUCGAGCUGGAGUAUCCUAACACGAUAGCACUAACUUAUAUUCAAGCGAGAUACUUCUUUUUGUAUUAUUUUAGCUUUGUAAGUUACUCUUCAGUUCAUUAAGCAUAACGGCAAAGUGAGGUGUUUUAUGGAGAAACCAUCAUGAAUGUAUUGUUCGUAAAGGAAAGAAUGCUAUAAUGUUACUCUAUAAUGACUGUCUCUGGAAUCGCCAGUAUUUAUAUGCUGUACCUUAAUGCCAUUUAGGCCUUUCAAAUAAAAUGUGCUGCCUUGCUUUUAUUGAUUUA
Molecule: messenger RNA, 6485 nt
Organism: Triplophysa rosa
Lineage: Eukaryota; Metazoa; Chordata; Actinopteri; Cypriniformes; Nemacheilidae
Gene: gtf2ird1
Product: GTF2I repeat domain containing 1
Exons: 27
Coding region: 2649-5555 (968 amino acids)
Cellular component (GO): nucleus
Molecular function (GO): DNA-binding transcription factor activity
Source: RefSeq, a predicted model, not a curated record